CGUAAUUUAAAAUAUUCAUCCGUUGAAACGCUUAAAAACGCAUUCUUAGUUCAAUUUGCUACUGCAUUAAACUUUGUAUUGACUGUCCUGGCAAUGUCCUGGCAUACGCAAUUGACGAACACAGUUAAUAGUUCGUGUUAUGGUAAAUAAUAAAUACUUCCUAAGCAUCAGUUCAAGUAAAGCUAGCAAGUAAACGAUGCUUUUAAUUUGUCUAAACAUGUAGCACGUUUGCAUUAACGUGUUACAUUUGAGCAAAUGGUUAAUCAUGUGGGAAUAUAACAUACAUUGGCCGAUCAAUAUGAGAUUGACUCGAAGCGAUCUGCGGAAAUGAGAAGCAAUUAACAGUUAAACGGUGUCAGUGUAGCAACGUAGCACGGCAGCAAGAAAUAGAUGUAUGCUGUUGAAUGUGUAGAAACGAGUUCGGUGCAAGAGAAACUGGCUUUUCAACUUUGGAUGGGUGGAACAAACCAGAGCAUCUUCAUGCUUUUAUUCCUUUUCUCUCUCGGUUUUCUUCGCCGUCUCUUCAGAUUUUUGGCGUUGCUAGACUUUGGAUUUUAUUCAAAAUAUCUGUUGGAUCUUAUAUUCGUUGUGUUGGUAACGUGCAUGCAGCAGACCAAAAGGCUCUGUUGCUUUGUCCGAAGUAAUCAACGGUCCCGUUUUACAGCUUUCUACCUUUCCUUUACACAUUUAUUUUGGAGCUGCUGCAUUUUUUUAACCUGGCAUAAAUACAUGAGCCCAACGCGUUUGUAUUUGUAUGGCAUGGCUUUCCAAAACUGGAAGUAUGGUCCGUGAAAAUUUAUACAACUUUCAAAGUACUGUAACAUUAUUAAUGGAAAUCUGUAAUAUUGAAAAUGUUCACAUAAUGUAGUCAUAAAGGUUUGAUUCAACCUAAGUUCAUCCAUCAUGGGGUAAAGAUCGCUAGAUCGAUAUUCUCGCGCGUUUGUUAGCAGGAUUUGUACAAUGAAAUGCGGAAACCAUGAAAAUCCUUACUUGUGUUAAUGACUUUGCGAUUCGGACAUCAACAACGGAUGUUAAUUUAAAUUAGUAUUCCUGGUUAACAGCAAAGAGGUUUACAAAGCAAUUCAAAAGACGGAUUGGGCAGAUCUACGCGUGGUCUAGUGAGUAGCGCCAAAAUAAUACCUAACAAUGAAUCGCGAUGCGCGCUUGAUGUGGUUUGCUGAAAGCUGGUCAGUUGUUCUAGUCAACGGUUUUUCGUUUCGCUCAACGGACCAUCCUAUGUAUUAAGCAGUGGGUAACGAGUUGCCGUUACACAGGAAAAACCUUUAUUAUACUCGAAUCCAUAGCAAAGAACCAUAGAGAUGCUACUCUUUCUUACUGACCGUUUGAUUGAGCUAGCCUCUCCAUACUUUUUUGUACGGAGAAAACAUUUGCCAGUGCCAUGUCUUUAACACAGAUUCAUUAAACUUAUUCAUUGCGGGUUCUUGCUACAGGAUGACGAUCCAAAUGGACAGGCACAUUUAUCAAUUGACCUCUGGUGUAUGUCGCUCUCUUCGCACGCAUCGCCAUGUUUAGUACAAUCCAUAAAAUCAAUUAAGCAUCGCAUGAACUGAUCAAAAAGCACAAAUCGUUUUGCGACUUAUUUCUAAGAUUGUUUGCGCAAAAAAUGCAAAUAAUGAUAUAAACAAUGGAACAAUUAGGAAAAAAAAUGUAGCGAUCAUUUUCUAUUACACCGGAAGAUUAUGUUGUUUCUCCUGUUGCAUUAUGUGCCUCUAACUAAACACAUGUGGUUACGUGCAGUAGUUUGAUGCGCAUAAACUUUACCUGAAAACCUAUGUGUUGCUUUGGUUCGUGAAGUGAAGGCAGCUGAGCGCGAAGAAGUAUACGAUAGUUGUUUGAGAUAACGCUUAUACCGUAAGCGAAAGAAACCAUAUAAAAAACGAUCCGAUUCUUUUGUAUCGAUGCAAUGAGGUGAGUAUUUACUCGAGCUCGUGAAACGAUAUGCAGUACAGCCGCUCUCGGGUCUUAUCAGACAAUUAGAAAAAAGAAAAGCGCGCUAUCCAGAGCGUCUUGGUUUCUCCGUUGCAAAUGCGCACAUGCUAUCAUCACAUAUUGGCAUAAUCAUAAAUGGGAUGCGCAUCCAUGGUAGACUACUACAAGACUUGCGUGUGUUUGACCAGUUUACCUGCAUCGUCUCCGAAAAAGAGCGCACAACUAGUGUGCACUCCAUGCAGCAGGCGCGCAGUAGUAGUGCCUUUCAUCCAGGCUCAAAUAUCAUCCGCUACAUCUAUUGUUUUCAGUUCGUAUCGAUAGCUCACCGUGAUUGGGGGUCUGUAUAAAUCUUACAGCACCAAAGGAUUGUAACAGCUUUUAUAUGGAUUUUCAGUUAGUUUGCGAAAAGAAGCGAAUAACAGCAGCGAAGAACAGUGAUAAAAGUGAAGUGAAUAUUUACUCGAAAGUUCAGUAUAGCUGCAUUUCAUUAGGAUAUAACGCAAGAAAACGAGGAUGAAAUUUGGCAACUAUAAUCUUACAUCAACCGCAACGGAACCAUGUGAUAACAAACGACGGCAUCUCUCUCUUUUUCGGCCCGGAAAGGUAAAGAGCACUGCAAAUUACAUCGUUGGGAAGGUUCACCGUCGUCUCGGCAGCAUUGUAAGCACAAGGAUGUCAUCAUCCGUAGUAGCAGGCUCCAGGUGUUUGAAUGACGUCGUCAACGUUGAACACGAAAACAUAGCUCAAAAUGAGCAGCUUUCCGCUGCUUGUUUCAUGAAGUCCUUUGUAUCUAAUGGAUCAGAAUCUUCGUCCACAUUGUCUUAUCGAGCAUCUCUGUUCGGGGAACAGGACGAUAUGGUAGCAAAAGGGCAUCGGGAGCGAGAAAUUACCAUACCACGUUUCUCUCCGAAAGAUUUUCCAACUAGCUGGAUAGGAAAGAACACUGGUCUGGACAGCACACUGUUCGAUUUGCAGAGGAAGUUGUGCAAUGGAAUGUUAGGCAGCCAGCAAGAUGAUUCUGCCUUUCAGCCGUUCGGUAGUCGAGCGCAAUUGUUCCACAAGAACAAAUCGAUCACCGGAAAGCAUGGCAUCCUGCCAUUCUCAAACGUUGAAGGAGCACAGCUGUUGCCGUACUCUUAUCAUUCGCUGAAGAGUGGGUCCACCCUUCGAAGAUCUGCUCAAAACUUUGGUGGAAGCUGUCCCGAAAUACAUGCAGCGUCCGACACAAUGCAAUCCCGGAAGAGCUACAAAUCCCAACGCUCCUCUAACGUAAGCAACGGAAAUGGCAGCAAUCGAUUUCGAAAGAGUAAGAUAGUGCAGCUUUUAGAGCGUAAUGAAUCCGAAGAUAACGAUGAAACCGUUGAGAUGGCCAUCCUACAGGAAUACUUCGACACCAUGUCCUAUACAGAAAUUGUUAAAGACCGCGACUUUCGGAACUAUUUAAUGAAGAAACGAUACCUUGAUAUCAUGGAGUACAUUUACAACAGUAGCGGAGCAUCGGACAAUGGUCAAUUUUCUCGUGCACCCUCUACGAUGGCCCCGCCGUCCAUAUCCGCCUCGAACAACGAUUGCGAUUCGGUAAAAAAAGAGAAGCUUAGGGCUGAAUCUGUUCCAUCACCUACGCUACCGCCUCAGCCUCCAAUACGACGGUACUAUUCUUCGAAUAGUAACUCGCAGGUGUUUUGUCGUCGGAACAGCAGCUUCGAACAGUAUUAUCACAAUCAAAACCAGCACUAUGGAACGUUGAACUACCACCGUACGCCAGGAAACCAUAGCUUUGUUUCAUCGCGUAGGUUGGAAAAGAACCGCGACCAACGGGAUGUUCCCCCUUACGCGACAUUGCUGAGGAUCACAAAAACCAAGGCACCAUCGCGAUGCCAAAGAACGUACCGUCAAAUUCGAGCGUUUUGUGAAAAGUCCCUGAUGAAAUACUCUUUAAAUCGUUCAUUGAAUGGUAGUGCUAUGACGCUUAAGAAAUGCAAACCAGCACGGGGUUAUUCAGAAAAGCAAUACCGUCGUGUAAUAAACGAUUUUGUGCGUCAACGAGGAUUCUCGAGUGCCGAUGAAUACACGCGAUACCAUUAUGGCAAUUUUCUACGCCACAAACUAGUUCGAACGGGUAAUCGUCGGUCAAAAAAGCGAUCAUCAAAAGAGGAAAAGGCGGAGAAAGAACAGUACAACGCUCAUCAGCAGCUUCUGUACAACUCUUUACCACCGCCUCCGUAUUCCAGCGGAGACUAUCAUCAUGCGCCUCUCACACCGGUAUCUCGGGAGUCAAAGGCCACAACACCAACGGCCCGCAAUUUACCAACCAAUUUACUUUUCGAAUUCGAGCCAGAAAAGCCAUCGCUGGCCAGCAAUUCGUUGCCCAACGUGUGCGAUCUUAUCUGCUCGGACAGGUUCAAAAAUUUCGACUACGUCAACCAAGCCAUGACUUUACAGCGUUGUCGCCGUGGCGCCGAGUCGGCAACAUCCGCAGGCUUUCGAUUAAAUGAUCGGAGACAAAUUUUUUUGCCAGUAAACAGUGACGGAGAAGAAGAAUUGCUUCAUGGACCGGCCAGUUCUUUUAUGCCGCCCGACGAAGAGCUGCAGCUGGGGGAAGUGAUUGCAAGAAGUGACCAAACAAAUCUGCCGUAUAUUUUUGACGACAUAGGCGUCUAUGAAACAAUACGGUCCCGAAACAAGAAGGAACUUUUGCGAGCCGAAAUGCGAUCGCGCAAGGAAUCUUUCAUAAAUGCAGCGGGAGAAAAAUAUGCUGGUCUAAGCCAACAACGACAACCAACAUUCCGAAAUUCCAAGAUGGAUGUUGAAUACCAAAACUAUGAUGAACAUAAACACAUAGGCUAUAAGGAUGAAAUGCUCUCGGAGGAAAUGAGCUCAUUGGUGCCGCCGGGUUUGCAAGGAAAGUCGGACAUACUGUUUGGCAACUUGCAUGAGCUGUACACCUUUCACAAUGACAUUUUCUUGAAGGAUUUGGAAAAUUGUAUUUCCACCACAGAACUUGUUGCCCUUUGCUUCGUACAACGGCGAGAUACGUUUUUCCGCCUCUACUCGUACUAUUGCCAAAACAUACCCCGGUCUGAACGUCUUCGGGAGACGCUCGUUGAUACGCAUCUGUUCCUGCAAGAAUGCCAAAAGAAGCUCGGUCAUAAACUGCCGUUGGCCGCUUAUCUGCUAAAGCCGGUACAAAGAAUUACAAAGUAUCAACUUUUGCUUAAAGAUUUGCUAAAGUUCAGCGAUACUGGUACAUGCUCGCGAGAGUUGCAGAAAGCAUUGGAUUGUAUGUUGGUUGUAUUAAAGUGUGUCAAUGAUUCAAUGCACCAAAUUGCAAUAACGGGAUUCCCGGCUGACCUAUCCCAGCAAGGCGAACUACUGAUGCAAGAUUCGUUCCAAGUUUGGACGGAAAGUAAAAAGGACUUGCGGCUACGGCUGAAAACACAAAAUAGGCACAUUUUCUUGUAUCAAAAAGCAAUGCUAUUUUGUAAACAAGGGUCGAAAACGGGGCACAACAAGAGUACUUAUCAAUUUAAACACUGGCUACAGAUGUCACAAAUCGGUUUAACGGAAUCCGUUCGCGGCGACUCUAGACGAUUCGAGGUCUGGCUGCAAGGACGCCAAGAAGUGCAUACUAUACAAGCUACCACUAUUGAAAUAAAAAACAAAUGGGUCGCUGAAAUCAAGCGUGUUUUGCUGAACCAACUGGAAGAGCUAAAGGGUGAAAAAAUCAAGCAAUACGGCUUGAACCACAAACCUUUGCGGCACAUGACUUCAUGGGACGUUCCACAAGCUGUGCAAGGAACACCGAACCGAAUAUUAAGCAGCGACCAACAGCCGCCAUUGCAGGCCAACGGUAUAGGCAUAGGAGGAAUGGUCGGCCUGGCACAGGACGUGGUCACACGGAUAGCUCAUAUGAACGAUGAUAGUCUUCUAAACGCUACCGGAAUCUCAUGCUCCUCGUCCGAACACGAUAACCAGGAAAGCAAUGCAUGGAGCUCCGACUACUCGAAUAGCGAAGAUGAGUUUACUACUGUAGAGGAUAGUGUCGUGCCGGGGCACAAGUUUGUGUCAUUGGCUGAUUACUGUGCAAUGGGAAAUUCAGAAGUUUCUAUGAAAGAGGCUGAAGUAGUGGAGCUGCUGAAAGUCGGCUGUGCAGGAUGGUGGUUUGUGAAAGUGAUCGCUACCGGCCUUGAAGGAUGGGCUCCAGCAGCAUACUUAGAGCCAGUGGCACGCAAAAAUUCUCGCCUUAGAAGCGCGCGCAGCCAAGACCGACUGAACGACCACUAAAAAACCAAAAAUAAGUUUAAUAACUAAUAGGAGCUAUUAACCUAUCGAUCGUACUACCAUCUAAAAGGAUGGAUGAAUUGAGCCAAAGUUUAUGAAAAGGAACGUUCUGGAGUCUAUGAAAAACGUAAUAAUCUCACUUAUUUAGAUAGUCAAUAUCUAUGAUCAUGUUGUCACUUUACGGACCCGACAACAGACAUGACAAAGUCUGAAUUAUGUACCUCGAAUUGCUACGUCAAUUCUUUACUAUGUUAGCAAAAUCUAAUCCUCGAAAUGUUUUCGAUUAAUGCUUUACUAUUUCGUCUUAGCGAAUGACACGCUGUUUAACAUUCAAGAUGGUAAUACGACAUUGCCAGUAAUCGUAUAAAGUAAUCAGAUCGUUAUUCAAUAUCGCUCAAUAGUCAGUUCAAUUCCUUUGUAUCUUGCGUAUUUACGAAAAGCAAUCAACGUGAAACACAUCGGAUUGUUUUAUCCUGAAAAAAAUGCUUGAAAAGAUUGAAUGACAAUUGCAUGGAUAUGGGAAAUUGGUACAUCAAUCAGCAUAUACUCGUGGUUAUCGAAUUAACGGACCCGUACAAUUGCGAUAAAAAAUAGCGCUGUUUAUAGAUACAUGUACUACAUUUUUUUCGCUAAUGUAUAACCGAAUUAAGAAAUUAUGGUGCUUUUUUAACACUCAAUUGAUCAACCACAUUUGCAAAACUCACCUACGUGUAAUAAUAUAAGUCGAAUGUCUGCUGGGUAUGUCCUGGGAAAAGUUGUAAAUCUCAUGAUCGUAAUUUAAAGCAAUAGUCAUUUUUCGUUUUCUCGGUUAUGUUUCUAUAAUCGUUUGAGUUCUGCUUGAUUAUUCAACGUAAUAUGUCAUAUAUUUCUAUAUCCGUAAGUUUUGUUAUAAUUUUUCCAAUAGUCGCGUGAAUGUUUCGCUUCAUUGUGUAUAGCUGAAAAAUGAUCGAAGAAAAUCUAUUUAAGCAUAGCAAUUGAACAAUGUAAGGUAUAACGUUUAAUAAUCUUUGAAAAAGGUGAUUAAAUCGCUCAUGUAAGACAGUGAAAUAUGAUUGCGCACGCAAUUUAACAAAUCAAAUAAUCUUUAAGUCAAUGAAAGAAACCGCCGAUGGUGACAUUAAUUGAUCGUGAUAUUGAAAUAAAAUAAAAUAAUCUUUCAGGAAAUAUUUGUUUGUAAAUGUUACCGAUGCGCUCAA
This is a messenger RNA of Anopheles arabiensis, 7427 nucleotides long. Its product is annotated as guanine nucleotide exchange factor DBS-like. NCBI's taxonomy places the organism in Eukaryota, Metazoa, Arthropoda, Insecta, Diptera, Culicidae. The record is from RefSeq and is a predicted model, not a curated record. The transcript has 9 exons. Gene Ontology annotation, molecular function: guanyl-nucleotide exchange factor activity; protein binding. Gene Ontology annotation, biological process: intracellular signal transduction. Gene Ontology annotation, cellular component: cytoplasm. Bases 2464 to 6234 code for a protein of 1256 amino acids.